GCAUAUGAUUGAAAUUAUCCAUUUCCACAUCAUCCUCAGCACGUGUAGAACGUUUGCUCCUCUACUUUCACGAAAAACAGAGUUUAAAUAAAUAAUUUUUUACAUUUUUGCACCGUAAUAAGUUGAUUGAGAAAAUUUUUCAAUUAUUGUCUUUAAAAUAAACAAAAUGGAGAACGGUCAAGAAACAAAUAAAACAGAGGAAAAAAAUGACGCCACAACCGAAGAGGUUAAGACAACAUCAGAAACACCGGCUGAGACUGAAGUUAAAGAAGCUGAAAAUGGUGAUAGUCAUGAGGAGAAAAAGGAAUCUGAAACUGUCGAAGCAACACCGGAACUUUUAGGAAAAAUUAAAAAACAAAUCGAGUUUUAUUUCGGCGACGUAAAUAUGCAAAAGGACAAGUUUCUAAUUGAACAGACAAAAUUGAGUGACGGUUGGGUUCCAAUGGAUGUGAUGUUGAAAUUCAAAUUAUUAGCCGCAUUGAGCAAAGAUUCAGCGACAAUUGUAAAAGCUCUUGAGAGCAGUGAACUUAUUGAGGUUUCAGAAGAUGAAAAAAAAAUUCGACGAUCCCUCGAUCAUCCAUUACCUGUUUAUGAUGAGGAUUACAGAAAAAGCCAACAGGAGAGGACAGUUUAUGCCAAAGGUUUUCCACUCGAGGGCAUCAACAUUGAUAUUCUUAAAGAUUAUUUUGUACCCUAUGAACCAAUUGAAAAUAUUUACAUGAGAAAAUAUGCAGAUAAGGAGAAGAAAAUGCACUUCAAGGGAUCGAUUUUCGUUCAAUUUAAAACCCUCGAUGCGGCUAAAAGUUUCAUGGAAAAGGAGGGAGUUAAAUAUGAGGAAACAGAGCUCAUCAAAAAAUGGGCGGUUGACUACAAUGCAGAGAAACAAAAGGAAAGAGACGAAAGACGUCAGAAGAAGGGCUCUCAAAAGGGAAACAAAAACUCUGACGGAAAUGAGGAAAAAACUGAAGUCGUUGCCGAAAAGGAGAAAGAAACUCGCAGUCUACCCAAGGGCUCGAUUCUCCAUCUCUCUGGAAUAGAAAGUGGAGCCAGGGAGGAUAUCAAAGAAGCUUUGGUCAAAUUAGAUGGUCAUGUUGCUUUCGUCGAUUACUCGAGGGGAGAAGAAAGUGGCUAUGUUCGUCUUGUAAACGAAAAUGAAGCCAAGACUAUUUUCGAGAAAUUGGAGGAAGGAAAAUUGAAAAUUGGAGAAUGUUCAGCAAACGUUCGAGUACUUGAAGGCGAUGAGGAAACUGAAUAUUUAGCGAAAGUAGCCACCGAAUUGGCUAAUAUUCGAAAAUCAAAAUUCAGAAAUAACAAAUUUAAGGGAGGCAAAAAAAAUCGAUUCCAAAGAGGACAGAAGAGGAAAGGCGGCGACCAUGGAGAUGAAAUUUUCUCAAAGAAGAAAGCUGUUUAAAUAAUACGAAAAAAAUAUAAAGAGAAAAAUUUAUAUUUUCUAAGAAUACUAUUCACACUGUCGUUUCUUUACAGUGGUUUACUGUAUAUUUUUUUAUUUUUCACAGACUCAUUAAUUUAAAUACAGUGUCAGAAAAAAAUAGAAUUUAUUUACUGAAAAGAAGAUUAUUUUUUUAAAAAUAUCCGAUUGGAGUAGAAAGAUAUUUUUUUAUUUUGCUGACGUAAAAUUGUUUUACAAUUUCCUUUUUUUUUGUAGAGACUUUCUUUAAUUAAUAGAUUGUGAAAAAUUGAGUCAUAAGAAUAAAUAACAACAACAACACAUAGCUUUUUGAUAUUAAAAUAAAAUAAUAAUUUUAGUUUAUUAUUAUUGUACGUAAGAGAAAUUUAUAUCAUUUUCUCUAGAGAUAAAGAAUAUCUGUUUAAUAAAAAGAUGAGUAAAAAAUA
This is a messenger RNA of Leptopilina heterotoma, 1854 nucleotides long. It is a transcript of the gene La, whose product is annotated as la protein homolog. The record is from RefSeq and is a predicted model, not a curated record. The transcript is spliced from 7 exons. Gene Ontology annotation, cellular component: cytosol; nucleus; cytoplasmic stress granule. Lineage: Eukaryota; Metazoa; Arthropoda; Insecta; Hymenoptera; Figitidae. Gene Ontology annotation, molecular function: RNA binding. Gene Ontology annotation, biological process: positive regulation of translation; RNA processing. Bases 167 to 1411 code for a protein of 414 amino acids.